Molecule: messenger RNA, 2040 nt
Organism: Cucurbitaria berberidis CBS 394.84
Lineage: Eukaryota; Fungi; Ascomycota; Dothideomycetes; Pleosporales; Cucurbitariaceae
Product: fungal-specific transcription factor-like protein
Exons: 3
Coding region: 1-2040 (679 amino acids)
Biological process (GO): regulation of DNA-templated transcription; DNA-templated transcription
Molecular function (GO): DNA-binding transcription factor activity, RNA polymerase II-specific; zinc ion binding; DNA binding
Source: RefSeq, a predicted model, not a curated record
AUGGAAAUGUCGGCACUGAAGCGUCCAAGCGAAGAUGCCGACCACGAAGAUGGGCGCCGGCCGCAUCCGCCACGCACACCCAGGAUCAGGGCUUGUGCUGAAUGCAAGAGACACAAAAUCAAAUGCGAGCCUGUUGACAAUGAGGAAAAAUGUGCAAAGUGCUUGCGAAGCGGUACCGAGUGCGUGCCUUAUAACAUGAAUCAGCGCCUCCUGGAUGAGGAUGCCUCCUGGAAAGCCAAUGCGUCGGUCCAGCUAGCCCAGCUGCGUUCGGCUGUACACAUGCUGCUCAGACACAACAAGCUCCCUAAAUUGGAAGAUCUCGGGGAGUCGUCACCGCGUCCACAAUCAGGGCAGACAUUGACCAUCAGUCCGGCAAAUGUUGUGUCCGAGAAUGGACACACAACUAUGGUCAUGCCACCUCCCAUGGACAUGACGCGAGACACCUCAGUAGAAGUGGAACGCGAAUCUGGCGAAGAAUCUGGUCUAGUAAUGGCGCCUAUGAGAAGCUUGUAUGAUCUCACUAAGAUCCGGAACUUGAGAAGCAGCGUCCGAUGGAAGCCAAACUCCAGUUCUGUGGAAGAGGACUUUAUCGCACAAGGCAUUGUAACCCUGACGGAAGCUGAGGAGCUAUUUAAGCGGUACAUGCAAGACAUACGUCUGUACCUUUGGGCAGGUGUACUGUUCCCUUACGAAUCACUCGACGCAGUGCGCCGCCAAUCAACGCUUCUGACAGCGGCAGUUCUCACAAUAUCGGCGCUCCAUACGCCUGGCCGAGACGAAGCGUUGCAGAAGUGCUACAAUAUCUUUGUGUCGCUAACCUACAGUGCCUGUCUCGCUCGGCCACAUAAUUUGGACGACAUUCGGGCGCUGGCUCUAGCCGCGUUCUAUCUUUCAAAUUUGAGUUGGAAACUAUCUGGCCUCGCCGUCAGAAGUGCUGUUGAGAUGAACCUGCAUCAGUCUUUUCAAAAGCUUAUGCGGGGGCAUGAAGACCAGCGCGAUAACACCCGGUUAUGGUACGCGUUGUACGUUUGCGAACAUCAGUUCAGCAUCGCGUAUGGGCGGCCGCCUAUCAUCCACGAAGACGUCGCAAUAAAGAACAUCGACCGAUUUCUUGAUAGCCCAAUGGCUAGACCAGGCGACAUCAGGUUGGGGGCACAAGUCACUCUUUUCAAGAUACUUACCGAAGCCUACACCGCAUACGGUAGCGAUCCAGAGCAGCCACUUACCGAACCGGAUUUCCAACAACUCCGUCUGUUCAACUUCUCAAUCGAACAAUGGAGGCUUGCGUGGCAAGCAAGAUCCAUAGACAGCCCAGUCAUAGGUUCCUAUCCAUCUAAGGGUGUCGUGUUAUAUUAUCACUUCGCCCGGUUCCAACUAAACUCACUUGCGCUUCGCGCUCUACCGGCGCCUAGCGCUGCAACUUCAGAAUCCCUUUCAUACGACCGUCGGGAAGCGGCCAAUAUCGCAAUUAGCGCCGCUACGAGUACUCUCACUCUCAUCUUUGAGGAGCCUGAUCUUCGGAAAGCAAUGACCGCCGUCCCGAUCUUUACACACACCAUGGUUGCCUUUAGCGCGACGUUUUUGCUCAAGAUGGCGAAGACGUGGGGUGGCAUGGCACAGGUACAGUCACCAGAAUUGGCGACAGAACCAGUCGGACUUGGACUCAACUUCAAUAUCAACCAGGUGCUUUCUCUGUCGCGACGAUCUGCGAGCUUCCUAGAGAAAGUUGCGGAGAACCUGAACGAGAAGCACCUCAUAAGGCACAUCGUUCACGGAAUCAAUGACCUUUUGAACCGUCUUGGCGUCAUUGGAACGCCUUCCAUCUCUGUCGCACACAGCUUUCCUGUCUCUAAUACAAGUAGUGCACAACCCAUCGACUCAGUCAAUGCUACUACCGCACCGGAUUACGAAGCCGCAGAUACCACAAGCGAGUACAAUAUGUACGAUUUGAUCGGUUCGUACGGCUUUGGUUUCGAUGAGACGUUUUUGGGCCAGGGAGCUUCGACAAAUCUUGACUUCUGGCAAACCGAGCCUUUCUGA